AUGCCUUCAUUCAAGAGCACCGUCUUUGCCGUCGCUGCGGCUUUCGUAGCCGCCGCCCAGGCCGACUACGUUAUCGAUCCCAAGUCCGUUCCUCUGGCCACAAGAAAGGCCUGGUGCCAAGAUGAGACGAACACUUGCCCUAUCAUCUGCCAACAGGUUGAGCCCAGGACGACUCUGGUCAAUGACUGCGACUACAACUCUCUGACCUACGGCUGCGUGUGCGGCGACGGCAACCAGCCCAACAUGACCGAGUACUCUCUCACCCUGCCCUACCACGUCUGCCAGGAGUACGGCAACCAGUGCGUCACCAAGUGCGGUCUCGGCGCCAACGAGUGCGCCUCCAAGUGCCGCGAGGACAACCCCUGCGGAGCCAGCAACCCAACCCGCGCCAACAGCACUUCCACCGCCUCCGGCACGGCCACCGCGACCUCCUCGUCGACCAGCGGCGCCAUCUUCACCGGCAUGGCCGGCGACGACGGCAGCUCCGGCUCCUCUGGCUCCUCCGGCGCCGCGGCCCUGGGAAUGGGUCGCGAGGCUGGCUUCGCCGUGCUCGUCGGCAGCAUCCUCGGCGGUGUUGCGCUCCUGCUCUAA
Molecule: messenger RNA, 591 nt
Organism: Colletotrichum siamense
Lineage: Eukaryota; Fungi; Ascomycota; Sordariomycetes; Glomerellales; Glomerellaceae
Exons: 3
Coding region: 1-591 (196 amino acids)
Source: RefSeq, a predicted model, not a curated record